Messenger RNA from Pomacea canaliculata, 4879 nucleotides. Its product is annotated as unconventional myosin-IXa-like. The transcript has 22 exons. The coding region runs from base 1145 to 4879 and encodes 1244 amino acids. Gene Ontology annotation, molecular function: ATP binding; cytoskeletal motor activity. Gene Ontology annotation, cellular component: myosin complex. The record is from RefSeq and is a predicted model, not a curated record. Lineage: Eukaryota; Metazoa; Mollusca; Gastropoda; Architaenioglossa; Ampullariidae.
CCGAGACUAACAGUGGAGAGCUUCGCAAGAGGCUAAGCCUUGGUCUUGGCAGACAACAGUCCACCUAUACACGUCCAUGAUCUGAGUGGCGAGCCAGUUCGAUACCCGUGUACCGCAGCUCACUCCCCUGCCCCCAGUCGAUCUACUGACGAGAAUGGUUACCUGACUCCAAAGAAGGUUGGAGAAGGUAAGGCAGCGAGGCUCCUAGCGACAGGAAAGACCUUCUCUACUCCUUUUUCUACUAUACUCCUACUGUCUACUCCAUUUCUUGACUUCUACUUCUCUUUUCAACACCCUUUAUUCUACUCUCCAUCUUCUGCAGCAUCUUUCCUACCCCAACUUGUUUUACACUUUCAUUUUUAUUCUCCCUCUCUUUUACUUCUUACGCUUCUUCACUUCCAUCCCUCCUCUCUAGGUCUGUGUGUCACACCUUAUUGAAUAUCUACUUGUAGGAGCGUCUACAUGUGGUAAUGUGAGUGAGUAUCCUGUAUACCCUGUAUUCCGACACCCGUAGAUACCCACACAUUUUAUUAUUGCUUGACACGUAUGGCAAACAACUCUGAGUGGAUCGCGAUUAUGAACAGACGACAGAGGUUGAAGACGUGUAUGAUCACUAUGAUAACCGGUUUAUUGUUACUUUCAGGUAUUUGUUUAUUUAUUGUAAACCCCACACUUAUCUUCAAGGUCCCCACAACUCUAGUCAGAAGCUCGUCCCUACACUAUCGGCGACACCAAAGGACCUUCUGACUCAGUGACAUUACCUGCAUUCAUGACAUGCACAGGUGUCCUCUGCUCACGGCGCAUGCGCAGAGCUGCACAUUUAUCACCUGGUUCCGAGCGUUUUUACCUGCAGCGGUUAUCGGAAGGCGCGAAGCUCGACAGGACGACGAGACCGACUGGUGGUGGGUGACAUCCGACAUUUGACAGGUUGCUGGUGGUGAGAGCUUGGCACCUAUUACUUAUACAGCAAUGGCAAGCAGGAGGUAAAAGGAGUACAUUGCUGCAAGUAAACCAGACAACUGCGGACAUCACUCGACAAGACAAACCGGAUCAUUUCUUAACAGGAGGUUAGACUGACAGAAUGUAUUUUCCCAGCAGGCAAUGUGCAUGCCGAUGAUACUCGUUUAAGUAAAGGCGAGGAGACAUGCAUUACGAAAGAUUCAGCGAGAAAGAAAGUGGAGGGUCGACUCCAGCCAUCGAGGGACGUGGACGAGCAACCAGACACCGGGUGUUUGCUCCUCACACCAAAGCUGCCAAAGAGCAAAAACAAAAUCCAGAUUAUAUGUCAGAGCGAGAACUUGGCAGUUCAAGGUUUGGUGGCUCGGCAACAAACACCUCCUUGUGCCCCGAUCCCAGUAAUUAUGAUAAUGACAUGCUCUCUCACAGUCCGCGGCACAAAGAGCAGCCAGUAGCGGGUGCUAAGACACGUGACAGACACACUGUGGAUGCUGAGAAUGAUGGGACAUAUCCCUGUGACAGUCGACCUGAGUUCUUGGCCACUAGACAACGUCCCUCAGGUCACAUGGACUGUGUUUCCCGUGAAGAUGAAGAUCUACGAAGAGCGAGAGAAGAUUCGUUACACAGUCGAACUUCCAGAAACGAACGUUUCUCCAACAGUCAAAUGAAAACGGUGGAGAGACAGGGGCGAGAAUUUUCUCCGCUGGAGGUCGCAGCUUCCGGAACUGGAAAACGUUCUGCAGUUGGACAGGAAACGCGAACUGACGCACACACACCUGUGACGCAUCGUGACAGUGACGUCAGUUCCGGUCCUUCUGACGGGCUGCUCGUGGGCAACAGAGGUCAGGAGGACAACGACGAUCUGGCGGACCUCCCGGAGAUCGAUGACAUCAUCCUGUUGCAGCAGGUGGAGAAACGGUUCCGCAGCAACCAGCCUUACACCUACAUUGGGGACACGUUGGUGGCAGUUAAUCCCUGCAGAGACCUGUCUAUCUACACCCAAGAGUACCACGACAACUACAGCGACCUCCGCGUCAGGUGCAGUCUACCCGCCCACAUAUUCUGGGUGGCUGACCAGACGUACAGGAACAUGCUGUCCACAACACGUGACCAGUGUGUGGUGGUGGGCGGAGAAUCUGGUGCUGGCAAGACAGAGAGCACCAAGCUCAUCUUGAAGCACCUGGUGUACACAGAGAGGCACCACCAGGGGCCCUCUCUCGGGGCUUCAGACAUUAUCUCCAGACUAGAAACGGUCAGCCCCCUUCUGGAGAUUUUCGGGAAUGCGGCCACAACACUAAAUGAGAAUUCCAGUCGUUUCGGAAAGCUUGUAGAGCUGGAGUAUGACGACAGGCAAAUCAAAUCAGCUCGAAUCGAGGGCUUCCUCUUGGAGAAAUACCGCGUGACCAACCGAAUUGCGCAGGAGAAGAACUUCCACGUCUUCUACGCGCUGCUCGCCGGCCUCCCUCCACACCAGCUCUCGGCCCUCAACCUCGCAGACGUUGAUCGUUUCAGAAUUCUAUCCAGUGAUGAUCCUGCUGAGCCUGUCUUUACACAUGCCCGCGACAAACACAAAUAUCGUCAACUCUAUCAAAGUAUGGAGACGAUGUUGGCAGACAUCGGCUUCACUGCCACGGAAGUCGACUCCCUCUUGAAGGUUCUUAGCGCAAUUCUUCUCAUCUCCAACGUGGAGUUCAGAACUGAUGAUGUGUAUGAUACUGUGGAGAUUGUGAAGGGAUCACCCGGAUGUUGCUUGGAUGAUGCUGCUGACGUGCUAGGAUUACCUCAGGCGGAACUUGAGACCUGUCUUCUACAGACAACCACAGAAGUGAACAGGGAAACAAUAGCAAGAAACAAGGACGAAAGGCAAGCAAGGACUGGACGGGACGCUCUUGCUCGUGAGCUGUACUCAGCGUUGUUCUAUGGCGCCAUCGACAAGAUCAACGCACGGCUGAGAGGACAGGCGGUGACGUCACCAACCAGACAUCGGAGUAUUUGCCUGCUCGACAUCUCGGGGUUUGAAAAUGGCGUGGGCCACAAUGGAUUUGAACAGUUCGUCAUCAACUCAACCAACGAGAAGCUACACCAGUAUUUUCUGCAGCACACCUUUGAAGAGGAAAGACGAGAGUAUGAGAGAGAAGGGCUUUCAUCUGUAGACAUCGAUUACGUCGACAACGCUCACGUCGUCAAUCUUAUCUUCAAAAAACCCAACGGUUUGAUCCCUCUACUGGAGGACCAGAGCACACUAAGCGGCACCAGCGCCAUCUGGUUGGACAAGUGCCGUUGUAACAACUCGGCCAUCUUUAAUACUGACCUCAGACUGCGGGGUGGCAGUCGCCUUCUAUUUGAAAUUAAGCACUACGCAGGCCAGGUUGUGUAUAGUGCCGAGCACUUUGUGCAGAAGAACACCGAGACCCUGCCUGGCAACCUGCGGAAGGCUGUCCAGCGGAGUGACAACCCCUUCAUCCGGGACUACUUUUCAAUCGGAAGUGACGCAUUACCAGCUCGGAAUGGAUUUCUGCCUGCACAUCAUGAUUCCAAAGACCGAGUAGGAAAGCUGUCAGGAUGCUUCACAGAUCAGUUUAAGACUUCUUUGUCUCGGAUGAUGAGCAGGCUGAGCUCAACUACUCCGAUCUUCAUCAGGUGCAUCAAACCCAAUCAGUCGCUGACUGCAGGUCACUUUGACCGUGACCUGGUGCGCGUGCAGUUACGCCACAGCGGAUUGGUAGAGGUUGCCAUGGUGAGAAAGUACGGUUACCCAAUCAGGAUCAAGUUCUCAGACUUUGUAGAAAGGUACGGGGUUACCUGUGACAAGGUAAAAGCCGGUGGUGAGGACAGUCUACCUGAAUGGGAGUCCUGCCAGAACAUUCUGCAGGCAGCAGGUGUCGACGGGUACCAACUAGGCCGCACCAAGGUAUUCCUGAAAUUACAGCACAGAGACAAACUCGAAGAUAUCUUGAAAAAAAAGGAGAUGGAGUCAAAAGAUGGGGAAGACUCAAGUGCGAAGAACACGAUCCCUCCUGACGAGCUGUCCUUGCGGUCAUCGUCAGGAUUUUCCUCAGCCACGUCGAAGGAAACCCUUCAGGAGGCCUCCACUGCCCCUGCGGAGGAUGGCAGCAGUGGACCCCCGGGUGAGACAAACAACGAAGGGGGAGAAGCGCCUGAGACAAUGGGCAAGCAGCCGGCUUACGACAUAUUCCGCCUCACGGAGCGAGACUACGAAAACUCGAAGGAGUUCGAGAUGAAAGUUCGACGAAUCGUUCGAUUUAUUCUUUACAUUCUCCUGGCUCUUAUCCUCCUGGCGGCUGGUCUCACUGCUAGACUUGCCUUAAUAUGGCUGGCUACCCCGCUACUUAAUGCGCAGGACAAACUUGAAAUAAAGAUUGUCAUGGGAGGCAAUCCGAAAGAAACAGAGAUGCUGAAGUUCCUGAAUGGUCUGGGGCCAGCUAGACUACUUGCCUGCCAGCUGCUGCCCCUGUUGCUGGGUUGGAUCGCCUGCUGCUUCAGGGUGAUCUUCGGUCGGAAGGACUGGCCCACCUUCAAGGCGCUCAUCGUGGUUUUUAUCAUCGACUGCAUGGGUACAGUCGGCCGCAGCGUGUUUCUCUUCAAAGUUUUACCCACCGUCAACAUCCUGACAGCAGUUUGUUUGGGAACAGCAGUCUGUCAGGUGCCCGCCAUUCUCAAGCUUGCAUCACUGUUUUUACGACGUGGAGGCGUCUGCGCGCUCAGCUUCCUGGGUCUGGGGCGCAAGUCCAGGCGGUUAGCGAGGGUCCGCCAUGUCCUGUACGUCAUCGCCUUGGUCCUGGCGGUCGUCGUGCAGCUGGGCACCAUCCCUCUUCUCUACUACGGCGACGCCAUCAUCACCCUGUUCAACCCUCCGCGCACCCGCUACCCCUGCCCGAGCUCUGGACCGUUCUGGUGGUGA